This is a messenger RNA of Seriola aureovittata, 5612 nucleotides long. RefSeq names its product LIM domain 7a (gene lmo7a). Gene Ontology annotation, biological process: regulation of signaling; regulation of cell adhesion. Bases 544 to 4893 code for a protein of 1449 amino acids. Gene Ontology annotation, molecular function: protein binding. The record is from RefSeq and is a predicted model, not a curated record. NCBI's taxonomy places the organism in Eukaryota, Metazoa, Chordata, Actinopteri, Carangiformes, Carangidae. The transcript has 31 exons.
GGAGUUAUCAUCAGACCGCAGAUUCCAAACUGUGUAUGUAUUACAGCGAGGAGUUGAACUGCGGUCUGAGAAUACUGAGUUGCUGCUUAUUAUUCGGUGUAGAAUUUCACUGUUGUGCAUCUCGCCUACUGUUCGGGGGCAGCAGCUGAAAACCUGGACUCCAGCGUUAUCUUCCUAGAGAGGGGAAAUAACAGUGAACCUCACAGCUUGUGUUCACCUGGAAGCCUCUCAAGGAACCUGUGGGUGGUCCCCGGACCCCACUUCUUUUCUUUUCUUCUUUUUUUUUUUUUGGAAAACCCUCCCAACUCAACGCGGCUUAAACUUCAUGAAAAAAAAAAAAAAAGAAAUCUCUCUCCUGUCAGUGCCAACCCAGCAGACGAGGUGAGCCCCGGGGUUUUUCCGACUUUGAAGAGUCGUCGCUGCGUAAAGGUGAAGCAGGACGCAGCGGAGAGUGAGAGAAACACAAACCGCAGGUGUGUCGGAUGAAAGAACAGGAACCGAUCUGGCCCGACGGUGCAGCUCCGACAAUAAUACGCUUCUGUGAUGGAGUGGCGUGAACAGUCCUGCGUCAGCUGCGACGAAGCCUAUUUGGAGGCGCAGAGGUGGAUUGAGGCAGUAACCAAGAAAAAAUUUGGGAACAACGACUUCCGAUCAGCGCUGGAGAAUGGCGUUCUGCUGUGUGAUCUGAUCAACAAGAUCAAGCCUGGUAUUAUAAAGAGGGUUAACAGGCUGCCCACACCCAUUGCUGGCCUGGACAACCUUAACGUCUUCCUCAAGGCCUGCGGGAAGCUCGGACUAAAAGAAGCACAGCUCUUUCACCCCGGAGAUCUUCAGGAUUUAUCCACAAGAGUUACAGUCAAGCAUCAAGAGACCAACAGGAGGCUGAAAAAUGUAUUGAUCACCAUUUACUGGCUUGGCAGAAGAGCUCAGUGUGACCGUUUCUAUGAUGGGCCUUACCUGAACUUCAAGGCAUUUGAGGGAUUAUUGGGCACAGCGCUAUACAAGGCUCUGCAGGAGUCGUCCGGUCAGAAAGACGACAACGUCAGAGACAGCGGUUUUGGAGACAGCUGGUACUCGGAGAGAGAGGAGCUCUACCAACUGAGAGGAGGAGUUGGAGGAGGCAGCGGCGGCGGACACAGGAGAGACGACUCCCUGGACAGUUUGGACUCUUUGGGUUCCCGACCUCACAGCAUCUCCUCUGACACCACUCUGAAAGGCAGCAGCGAGGGUUGUUGCAGUGACACUGAGGCAGACUCUGUCUUCAGGAUGGCUGAGAACAAGGACGGUCUCAGUUACCGCCGCUCGGUGGUCAUCACACCCAAGGCCAGCACCCAGUUUAACCAGUUUCUGCCCACUAAAGACAAACCCUCAGGCUACGUGCCUGCUCCACUAAGGAAGAAACGGGCCGAACGCAAUGAGGACAACCGGCGCAGCUGGGCCAACCCCACAUACACAGAGGACGAAGGCACACUCACCAGACAGCGCCAAAUUGAAGAGAGUAUUGACGGGAGUAAAUCAACAAAUGAUAUCCAGGUCGACCCCACCGUCGUCCGUCAGGCUCGCUACGAAGAGCUCCAGAAGUACCGCGAGCAGAUAAAGGACAGUGAUGAUAAGUGGCAGGAUGACCUGAGCAAAUGGAAGAGCCGGCGCCGGAGCGUCAACUCUGACAUUGUGAAGAAGAAAGAGGAGCGGGAGAAGAUAGAGCAGAUCACCUACGGCGGUAACAGAAGGUCCAGUACCUUCAAGGAUGUGCAAGAGGAUAGAGAAACUAAAGGAAGAAGCAGCAUUGGCAGUCGUCUGGGAUCUCUCUCUUACCUGGACGACAACGAGGACGUAUUUGAUAGACCCGUCAUUGCCCCUCGUACCCGAACCCUUCCUGCCAGGAGCUACACUGUUGACACUCCUUACUUUUCGUCUGAACCCUCUGAGCCUUCUCUGAAAGAGAACGAACCCCCCGCCGCUUCCCCGGCUACUGGCAGGGCCGCUUCCCCUCCCGCUUCACGGGAAGUUGAGAGUGUGGACGGUCUUGCAGGCAGCGACACCACGACCACCGUCACUCGCAGCUCUCUCCGCAGCUCCCAGCCUCCAGCAGCUGCACCUUCACAGAGGAGUCCGGCCUCAGAGUACACCAGAACAGCCAAGACAGAGGAGACCGCAACCAUCGUCUCCGCUUCCAGCACCCGACAAAAGGUGCCAGAGCCAAGGCGCCCAUUGUCGGGCGCACGGACUGAGGCGGAGGCCCCCUCCUCUGGUUUUCUGCACAAACAACAACCACAGCUCAACUCGAUGGAAGCCAAGCCUCCCGGGGUGUCUCGGGUUUCCGCCUCCCUCCCCAGGAGCUACCAGAGAUCGGAUAGCGCACGUCUAACCUCAGUUGUCGCGCCAAGGCCCUUCGGGACCCAGCCCUCCCGCAUCACCUCACUUCCCCGGGUCAUUUCAAUGGACGACUCUCACAAGCGUGUCAACGGCGAGGUCGACGUUUCUAAGAAGACAUCAGUGCCGAGCCGCUAUCGCCAGUUCGUGACCUCUGAGGACGAUGCUGACUCCAGCUCGGCCCACAGCAGUGAAGAUGAGGAGGAAGAGGAGGAGGAGUCGCAAAAGACAGCCGGGAAGAGCGCCACCUCCGCUCAGAGCGUCUCACCUGCCCCUCUUCCGGUCAAGAGUGAAGCUCCAGUCAGUCCUGCUCCAGCCAAAGAAACCAGCCAGGAGAACUACUGUGAGAUGCGGAUCAACCUGAACCAGAAGCCCAACAGCAGCAGAGACUUUGGCUUCCGGGCAGCCUGGGACUCAACUGGAGCUCGCGUCACGACCAUCCAGCCUGGCAGCCCCGCUGAGAUGUGCCAGCUCCAGGCCGGAGACGAGGUGCUGACGGUGAACGGGCACCAGGUGGCAGAAAUGAGCUACACAGACUGGAAGUCCUGCUUGGAGGAGGCUCUACAGGAGGGCAGCCUGGUCAUGGAUGUUCGCCGUCAUGGCAAGAACAACUGGGACAGAGAUCAACCUUCCCUGCCAUUUAAAAGCCAUAAGACCAUCAAUCUGACCAGUACAGAUCAUCCGAUACUUCUAGGUUCAUCUGACCCAAACACUGCAAAAUCCAGUCUGGAUUUCACCUCACACAUUUCCAAGGAAACGCUGACAUCCAAAGAGGCCCCCGCCAAGCCAGUCAUUGAUGUGGCUUCAAACGGAGUUAAUGGAAGUUUCCGUGAGGCGUCGGUGACCAUGAGGAACAAAGAGUCAGAACCCCUAUCUUUGAAAAACUUAAAACGGAGGUCAGAGUUUUUUGAACAAGGAGGAUCAGAGCCUGCAAUGCCAGAUAUACCUGUUCCUUCAAUCACUCCCUCCUCCAGCCGCUGGUCUUGGGACCCAGAGGAGGAGCGCAGAAGACAAGAAAAAUGGCAGAAGGAACAGGAGCGCCUCCUACAGGAGAAAUAUAAGCGUGACCAGGAGAAACUGCAGGAGGAGUGGCUGAAGGCUCAGCAGGAGAUUGCCAAGAACGUGGUCCAACAGCAGCCUGGGAGCCUGGAGGUGAACAGCCACAUCAUCAGCCCACAAUCGCCCCUCUUUCCAUUCAACCAGCCCACUUCUACUCUGUGGGAAGAAGAAGAGACAGAGAGAAAGAGGAAGGAGGAACAGGAGCACCAGAGGCAGGCGGAGGAGAAGAGGAGGAGGGAGGAGGAGGAGCGAGAGUUGCAGCGUCUCCAGGAGGAGAGGAAGAGGAAAGAAAGGCAGGAGGAGGAAGAGAGGAAGAGGAGGGAGGAGGAAGAGCUGAAAUGGCAGAGGAGGAGAGAGGAGGAGAGGGAGGAGGAGAGGAGGCAGCAGGAGGCUGCAGAGCAGCAGCGCAGAGAGCGGGAGAGAGCGCUGGAGCUGCAGCGGCAGCAGCGCCAGUGGGCUGGUAGCUCCCAUGGCUUUGCCAAUGUCCAGCCUCCACUGUCCUUUACAGACAGGGCAAAAUCCAAAUCAUCUCCCCAGCUUGAUGAAGAAGAAAAGCCUCAGAAGAAAGGUGUGUAUGUUCCGCCGGGAGGCAUGGCUCACUGGCUGCUGGAAGAGCAGUUGAGGAAUGCGUGUGACAAGCAGGCCCGCAGUGAGAGGGCUGCGUCAGAGCUGGAGACGGAGAGGAGAAACAUCCUCAAUGCCAUGAGAUACAGAGAGCCGGAGAGAGUGACGGGCGGUGCAGUGGGUCAGCAGUCCCUGUCGUAUGCUGAGCAGGAGAGGCAGCAGAUCCUGAACGAGAUGAAGAAGAAAACUCCACUCCUGACGGACAGCAGCUGGAUUCGCCAGCGCUCUUCCAACACCGCCACCAGCCAGGAGAGUGACAUACCAUCCAUGCGCCGAGGCGAGUCUCUUGACAACUUGGAUGCCUCCUACAACUCCUGGCGCUCAUCAUGGACACCCAAAAGCAACUCUUAUGUCCAAAACUACACCCGGCCUCACUCAGCCCUCUCCGGCAGCACUUCCUUUUACAGUGGCGGGUCUGCGGCCCAGCGGCCCGCUUCCUCCACUCUGCCCUCCUCCUACUCCAUGAGCUCCCUCCGUGGCGGGGCGGGAACUCCCUCGGCCCCCUGGUCCCGGCAGACACCUUCCCCGUCACUCUCCACUCCUUCACCCACCACCUCUCCAGAGCCCACGUCUGAGGCUGGUGGCCCUCAGCAGCGGAGCAGGUCAGUGAGUGGCAAGAAAAUCUGUACGUUCUGUGACACCCCGCUGGGAAAGGGAGCGGCCAUGAUCAUCGAGUCCCUUGGGCUCUGUUAUCAUUUGGGCUGUUUUAAGUGUAUCGACUGUAAGUCUGACCUCGGAGGAUCAGAAGCAGGGGCUGAAGUCAGAAUACGAAACAAACAGCUCUUCUGUAACUCCUGCUACAUGCGAUUCAAAACUGGCCAGCCAACCGCUAUGUGAUGUGGCUGUACUCCAGCAGAUUGAUGAAGAGACUACUUGUGACAACAACCCAUGAACAUUGAAAGUGAACAGUGAAGCCAUGGGCAGAUAGCUGGGAGAACUUGGCUUGGAUGUAGUUCCAUUUAUGACACUAGAAAACCCAGUUUGACUCAUUGAUGAGAAUUAUGUUUGUGUUUUCACAGUGUGUGAUUGAGAGGGUAAGCUUGCAAAGAAGUUAUCUAGUUUAAUGUGUUUAUAUCGUAUUAAGUAUUACAGCUGUAUAAAGAGUAAGGGUUCUGCAUGCACCAGAGAUUUUAAAUGUUUUAGCCAUGAAACUAGUCAAGCAGUAAACUGACUAUAAGAUUACAGAGGCAGAGCUUUCUUAUGACCUUCACUGAGACAGAUUUUAGAGAUACUGAGGGAGAACUCUGCAGGAUCUUCUCCUCAUUUUCAUGCUUGUUUUUCUGCUGAAUCUUGUGGUGUUAACAUGUUUGUCGACCAAGGUGUUCUUGUCAAGCGUAUGUGCCUUUUCAUUUGUAACAGGGAGAAGUAAUUAUUAGAGUUCUUUCAAAAUAUAUUUAAAAAUAAAGAUCUGUCUGCUUGGAUAGCACUUGUCUGGAGUUAUCACUGAUAGAUGGAGGAUUGUACACAGAAGCAGGUUCCCAUGUGGAGAAUAUAUAUCCUACUGAAUGGUAUUGAGGAAAACAGCAACAUUUGUAAAUAAAACGACUAAAUGCUCA